UGGGCGUUUGGUGCCAGUAAGCAGAGCGAUGCUCGCCUGCUGAGAGACGGGGUUUAAAUCAAACGGAGUCCCCCUGGUACACAGACUUGGUUUUGUUCUGUUUACCAUUCAGUCACCACUAACCAUCUGCGGUGGCUGUAGCUCAGGAGGUGGAGCAGAUCAUCUACUAAUCGCCAGUGAUUGGCACCAGGCAAUAACAAGAACCAUGGUGACCAAGAAAGUGAGGACAGAAUAUAUGAAGAAGUUCAGGGACCCCAAAUGGGAGACGUUUUCUAAAUGCUAUGAGGACUCUGUGAAGUACCGUCUGACUCGCCGGGUGAUAGAACACUCCCACAAGCCCUGGUUCUGGGAGGGCUGGGACAGCGGCUCUGACUCCAGCGGCUGGUCAACACCAAGGCUGACCAGGAACAAAGUGGUUCCUCUGUCUCUCCCGCUGCCGCCCACAUCCUUGGAGGUCAAGCAGAGGUUGUUGGAGUCAAAGACCAGUCCUGUGCAAAAGCCAGCGUGCGAGGAUGGAGAGACUGACGUGGGGGACCGGGACGCUGCGGUUGUAGAUGCGGCACAAACCACAGCAGCAGUUGUAGAAAAUGGUGUGAAUGAGGCCGGUGGCAGUUCUGUGGCGGUGGCUCCAACAAACAGCGCACCCUCAGACGACACACCGACAGACAACGGGCCAGCCGACUCGGCGUCUUCUGAUGCGGAGCCAGUAAAGCCAGUAUCCCGACGGCAACGCCGCCGCCACACGCCACGCUCUGAGCAGCCGCACCGAGACAGUUCCCAGGAUGACAAACCAGCCGUGAUCCGUAAACCGCCGAGAGCAAAGAGCACGCCGGUGAUCAGCACCAAGGAGAAGGAGAACCACAGACCGUCCAGCCGGCUGGACUGGAGCGAGAGACAGAUGGAGGUCAAGAGGACAACCAAUGAUAGUCACACUUCUGAUGCCUGCGUUCAGACCCGCAGGGAGUCUGACAAGCGGAGCUCCAGGCUGGACCGCCGGCGGGCUCGAUCGGCUGACCUGGAGAAGAUAAGACGCUCGCAGCUGAUGGUGGUGGACGACCGCUGGAUGACAGAGUACAUGCGCUGUUUCUCCGCCCGGCUUAGGUAGAGAUGGGAUCCACCUAGAAUCCCUAAAUACCAAGUUUCCUUACGUGCAAAUAUCAGGAGGAAAUCAUUUCUCAUUUUAAUUAACAAUCCAGAGAGAGAACCGUGUUGCCACAAGACAACACCGCUCGCUGCGUUGUCUCCUUAGUUGACAAAGAAAUAAGAAAUAAAGUGAAGAAGUGGGACGAGCUACUGUUUUCGAUCCAGUUGAUAAAGUUCUAAAUAGUUUAUGAACAUCAAGUUUACAAUUUUACCUUUCUGUACAUGGGUCGUUACAAAAAGUACCUUUUUUAUAAUAAAGAUCAGAGAUUCGAUUCUUUUAACAGAUUUGGGACUAUUUUACGUAUAUCUUUGGGAUUUCAGUAAUGAAAUGACACGAAACAAAUCGAAUUUACUUAAAAUUCAUUUAAUUCGCUUCUCUCUGGGAUCUUAGAUAACUUCUCUCAGUUACUGGGUGAAUUAGCGCUUGAGCCAGGAGGGUGUCACUGCUCAUAUGAGAAAGGGACAGUGUUACACGAGUGUGUCUGAUCACUGAGCAGCGGAGUUAUCAGCUAGACUGCUGCGUCCUUUGGAAGAUGUUUGAUGUAAGAUGUGCCCUUACAUCAGCGUUUAUCUGCAUUCACGACCUUGCUGCUUUGGCUUCCUGAUGGAGACAAAAAGCUCUUAAAAGCAGCUGUAGCAGAGGACGGACACAGCUCGCAGCUGUUUAUGGCGCCCCCAAGUGGUCAGAAGCUGCAGCUUUAAGCGCUAAAAUGCUCCAACGCUCUUUUUUUAAUUCAAGAUAUUUUUAUUGAGUAUUUGUGGAUAUAGUUUACAAAGAAAACAAAGAAGGCGGAAAACACAAACUGUUUACAAUGAAUACAAAACAGACAUGUUGGAACAUUGUUUUCCUCUCUUAUUAUUUACCAAACAAGCAAAAAAAAAAAACCAGAAACAGAAAAAUAAAAAAUAACAAAAUAACAAAAGCCACAACCCGGGAGGGAUUAUGAGCUUCACGUUCCCGUUAAGACAUCCGACCACUCUGGAGAAGCACAUCCGUUAGUCAGCUGGAACAUCCUUAAGUUGAAGUUUAGAGAAGUUUUCCAGAAAGAGACCCCAAAUUUUAUCAAAUGUGCCCUUUUGGUUCUGGGUGGAGCAGUGGAUCUUUUCCAGACUGAGACACGACAUGAGAUCAGCACACAUCAAAAUAGCACGCCUAUCCAAGAGGGAACCAAAGGACAGCACCCUGCGCUUUGCUCUGGGAAUAUACUUAUCAUCCUCUCCCGCUUUACCACAGAGAGCAAGUAGGGGUUGAGAGCUAGUUUCAGGCCGGCAGCCUUGUUCAAAGUGCAGAAAACCUCCCAAAGGUUUGCCAGGGCAGGUCCACCGAUGCUGUUUGUAGUUAAUUUCAUCUAUGCAAUAGGUGUACAGAACAUUUAUUAUGACUUGUGAUGGUAUGCUAUAGCCUUUCCCACGUCUUCACUUGAUGCCACAUUACACGGGAUUAUUUAUGACGAACUAACGAGACAACAGGAACAGUGUUGUUUUGCUGCAGCAUCCUGUCAGAGCGAAUCGCUGCUGUCGAGAGAGAAAGAAAAAUACUGUCCUUAGAUUUCAGACUAAAGACCAUUCAUGCAAAAGUUGUUAACCAUCACCUUUUGUUGUUGUUUUCCCUACGACAGUAACGAUCGGCUCUGCAGGAACAGUUCAGAUUUCUCUUUCUGAACACUUUCAGAUGAAAUUGGCUGAACUGUGUUUCUCUGGUGUUGUUUUUUGUAUGAGAAUGAACAAUAAAAUGACUCGUUCUUAGAUUUUCUAUACAUGUAUCUACAAAAAAACACACCCACGUCUCUUUUGAAUGUAUUUAGUUUCUGCUCUUCUUUCAUUUAGAGCUCAUGUUAAACACACAUUCUGUUUUCAGCUCUCUCUCAUGAAGCCAGCUGUGUGUUUACACCUCAGAGUUUGAUCGGAGAAAGGCCCAAACUGGAACUUUUGAUAUCUGUGUAUUUUGGAUAUGAGGACUCGAGCUUAGAUUAAAAGAAGUUAGAAACACAUGAUAUGUCAAAUAAAGCUCAAAUCGAAGGUAUUUUUACAGAAAAGGUUAGUUUAUUAAAUUGUAAUCAUUGUAAUUAUUUAGAUCAGGUAACUGUUAAGCAUACAGUAUAUUUAUUGCAGAGUGUAGUUGGUGUGUUUUCACCUGGGGCAGCUUCUUUUUUUUAAAUUGAUUUUUAAUCAGAAAUAACCUGAGUGUAGUGAGUGUAGUGAAUACUCCACAGGAAAAAAGCUUUUAGGGUAAUUACGCAAAACUAGAUGCUUCUAAAACUUUUACGUGAAAUGAGGAGCAGCCAUCAUCGCCGUACUGCUGUCUCUCUUAUUUUUUUAAAGACAGCCAGAACGUAUCAGAAUUCCAGUUUCAAGUUUCUGCGGCGUCCUGGUCCACCAGGCCUGAAACAGACCUACAUGUUUCCAUCAGCGUGAAGAAAAGCACACGUGUUAAAGCGUUCUGAGUUUGUGGCGUCUGUUAUUUGUUGAUUUUAACUGAAGAUUGUAAACACACUGUGAGGUCAUGGCUGCGUCUCGUGACUCAAACUGAGGGCUAAUCAUCACUAUGUACCAAGUUUACAGCUUUGCACUCAAAGAAUGUUUGUCGUUUUCACACCAACCGAACCUCUUCACUCUGAAUGUUCACAGCCCUUCGUGUUUGUCCUGACACCACAGGAACUUUAAAAACCAGUGUUUGUGCUGUAGGUGGCGACGGAGAUGUCCACACACUUUACUGAAGUAAAAGCACUAAUGGUUAAAAAAAAGACUCAGUCGUGACCAAAUGUUUUGUUGUGUAAGAGUAGCGAGUAUGGUUUCGCAGUUAAUAUGUUUGCCUAUUGACUAACUCUGUUAGAGCUGUGAGUGUAUGAGUGCUCAGGGUUCAGAAAGUUGUAAAGCUUCAUCCAUGUGCUCAAAACAUGUUGUAUCUAAAGUGCACGAGCGUUUGUUUCUGCGUUGCUUCAACCUGAAUGUGUUCUCACUGUCGGUCAGCGUGAACAGUCAACAUCACUGACAACAGCAGCUAUCAAGUAUAACCCGAGGCAUAACGUGAUGUUGUUAUAACCGAGGGCCCUCAGAAACCGAGUGAGUGCAAACACAGCUGUUAAAGACCUCGGAGUGAGAGUGGGUAAACGUACCUGUAGAGCUGCUGUGGAUGCAAAGGUCCUGCUUUGGUUAUUUAUCUUCAUAACGCAUUUUAAACGUAUGAAUGUCGAGACAAUCACUAGAAAUGAUUUGAAAGUGGAAAAAACUAAAUAUGUAACACUUAAGAUAAGCUGUGGAACAGAGUGGACGUGGGUGGAGAAAAUGUUGCUUUGUCUGGUUUACCAGCAACAGAUGAGAAGGAAUGUGCAUCACAUGUCUGAGUAUUUAAUGCUGUCGACAUAUUUCGCCCACUGUAUUUGUACUUAAAAACAUGCACAGGCUAUAUUUUCAUUCACUUUAAUGCAUUGCUGUGAAUAAAUUUGAACAAAACCUGAUUUGAAGAGUU
Maylandia zebra (zebra mbuna) is the source of this 4612-nucleotide messenger RNA. It is a transcript of the gene ccsapa, whose product is annotated as centriole, cilia and spindle-associated protein a. Gene Ontology annotation, biological process: regulation of mitotic spindle assembly. Gene Ontology annotation, cellular component: centriole; cytoskeleton; ciliary basal body. Gene Ontology annotation, molecular function: microtubule binding. The record is from RefSeq and is a predicted model, not a curated record. NCBI's taxonomy places the organism in Eukaryota, Metazoa, Chordata, Actinopteri, Cichliformes, Cichlidae.